UCGAACCAUGUCGCAUUGUACGAGCCUCGAUAAGCGGCCGCAGAUAUGAUUCGAUCCUUGUGCGGGGUCAGAAUGCACGCAAGCGGCAAACUUCGAUUAAUCCGGUAUCAUAAGCAGCCGCUACAGGGGUGAGCGAUUUUCAUUCCGCUCGGCGGCUCAGCGAAGGACGUCUCGGACCAUCAGAUAGAGCCUCGUCGACUCCGCCCCCACAAGGCUGUGGCGGGGAGGGCUGAACUGCAGCGCUGCAGAAAAUGGAGCUUGCGCGCCUCCGCAACGAAUCCACUCCGCAAUGACACAAUUGGGCUCCGUUGGAGAUCGAUAAGUCGCCCGCUCUUUGUUAUGGAACUAGAGCCACAGACCGCAAUCGAGAGCAUUGCCGUUAUCACUAAGCGCAGCUCGUUGUUGUCCCACUCGCUCUCGGACAUUUCCUCCGGCCUUGUCGACUCCCCCAUCACGCCGGCCAUCAACGCAGUCGCACAGGAAUUCGCUGAGCUUGCUGACCUGGCAAAGCAACUGGGCGAACUCCUAACGGUGCUCACAAAGACUCACAUCGUGACAGAGAAGUUGUUGGACGACGCAGGUAAAGCGCUCAGCCGCUUGGAUCGGCUCGUGAGGGCGUUUGAAGCCGAGAUUAACGACUCUGGUCCACAUCGGGCUCCUAGGCGAUUCAAGAAUAUAUUCAAGAGCGAAAAUAUUUCCGACCUCACCUGGACAUGUCGGUCUGUGAAGGAGCCGCUAAGAUUGAAUAUAUCCGUCCUCAGGAUAGCGCAUGAUGAGCAGCAGCGCAAGAGGCAAAGGAAGAAGAAGCACGUUCAAGAUGUUACUGCAUUGAGCAGAGAGUCUGAACUUGCAGAAAGUUGGGUGGAAGCAAGCAGACAAGUUAUCAAAGCGCUCCUGAGCUCAGAACGCCGCGUCCAGAAACGCUCCGCGGGCGACAUCUUGCAGCUGCGCCACUGGAACGAGACCUUCGGCGCCACGGCGCUAUGGGUAUACAACCUCAUAUUCACUAGAGCCUUGAAGUCCCUUCCGGCAACGCGACGUUUUAAUGCAAGGGGAGGUCGCGUCAGAACAAUCCGGACGGCUGACGGAAACGCAACCGCUUCUGAUAGUGAGCAAGAUGAGAUCACCGACCACAUUCCCCCAGAUCUCGAGAGAGAGCUCUACGUAACAGCCGGAGUAAAGAGAGGCGUGGUGAACGAGCUCCUAGAGACUUGGGUAGGGCUGGAUCCCGGACCAAUCCGCCAGAUAACCGAUGGGGUGAGAAACAAAGAUAAGAGCCGCGUGCAGGACUCGGUAUCACGUAUCAUUCGGUGGUACAUCGAGAAUGAGAAGACCGCUCCAGAGGAAGAAAGCCCACAGCCCACGCGCGACCCGAGCAGAGGAAGAUCGCAAAGGAGGGAACAAGACGGUGGAGAUAUUCGAGGUACCAACCGCUCAAAGGAAGAUGGGUCGCGGCGAAUGGAACAAACAAGUGGAGAGCCGCCUCCAAAAGUUCCAACGCCUCCAACGUCGCCAAAAGUCACACCAAGCGAGAAGACAAACGGCGUCAAGAAGGACGCAGGAGCAGGCGAAGGAGCCGUCGGAGCCAAACCCGACGAAGGAGCCCAGGCCACGGCAACACCCAAAGCCGGCAGCCCAAGCCGUCCAUCGUCACCUGAAACCAUUGUGCUGCCGCCGCCGGCCCAUCCUCCGACCAAGCUCGAAGAACGAAAGAAGGAAGCGCCUUUCACAGUCACUGCAAGUGACUCUGUGACGAAGAAAGGCGAGCGAUCUUACACCAUUUACAUCGCUCCUUCCGCGCGCGAAAAGCAGGGCUCCUCCACUAAGAAGUCCGUGGUUCCCAAGGACGACGCAGUGGUAGUCAAAAGAUCGCAAAGUAGCAAACGCGCUCCGAACGAGCAGAAUUCCACAAAAGAAGUAAAUUUCGUUCAGGAUGAUCGUCGCACCCAGCACAGAAAAGACGAGUAUCAUAGCUCUGAUGGCUUUGCCUCUGAAGCUAGACAGAGGGGAAGGCGCAGGUCAUUGCAUGAGACGGACCGUGCAACUCACACUGGAGUGCCAGGGGAUGCAUCCUCCCGGAAUGGCCCUCGGCAUGCGUCCUCUCGUCUUCAUCCAGCCUCAACCAUGUUUCCAGAUACCACAAAUCCUCGAAGCAACAACUCUUUGAACCCUUUCGGAAUGGGAGGCCACUACGGACCCACUCAACAAAUUCACAUGCAGGCUCCACCAGCUUCCGCCCCUUCUGGGCUUGGGCCCGGUAGAGGAUACCACCGCAACUCGAUGCCCCCAGUAGCUAGUAGUGGAUAUUAUCCCACUCACGCUCAGCAGAACGGUGGUCCGGAGGACGGGAAGAAUGCAAGAUUAACUGAGCUACAGCAGAGGAUGGAUGACCGUGACAAGGAAGAGAGGGCUCGGGAACAAGCUCGCAAGGACGAAGCGGAGGCUAGGAAAGAAGAAGGCCGGAGAAGGGCGCAAGAGGAGGAACGGCGUAUCGCAGCACAAAGGCAAGAGGUGGAGGAGUUACGCAGAAGGAUACAGGACCUGCAAGAGAGCGGACGUCGCAACGAACAGAGAUGGGAAGAAGAGAAGAGAUCUAUCGAGCGCAGAAUAGAGGAGACGAGAAUAUCCGAGGAACAGGCCAACAGACGCGCAGAGGAAGCAACGGAGACAACGCAAUCUACCAACAAAACUGAAGACAGACUCUGGGAGUUUAUAGCCAGCCUACAAGAGAACGAACGUCGUAGGACGGACGAAUGGGCAAAAGAGAGGGACAGCAUCUUUGAAGAAGCCCAUGACCAGAUCCAGCGAGCAGUUGAGGAAGGCGAAGAGGAAAAACAAGCUGCCAUCAAAGGAUUAAUCAGUGAGUACGAGGAAAAGCUUAAGGCUGAGCAACAAAAAGUUGAGCAGGCGAACGUCCGCGCUGAGCGUUACGUGACGCUUUACAAUGGCUUGGUGACUGCCGGACGCGAGAACGUAGGUGCCAUGUCCGGAAGCACCAAGGCAUCAGAGAGAGCACCAGAUCCCUUCGCCUACUACGACAAACACCAGCAUUCGUCAUCCGCCUCCUCCAUGUACGAUGGAUCAGCCAUGGAGACGGAAACAACAGAGCCGCGAACGGUACCCUGGGACGAGCAAAAUCCAUGGGCCGACAGAUCGCCCUACGAACGCUUCGCUCCACAAGAUCGAACAAGACGGUAUACCGCGUCCGUGGCCACUAGAUCCAGCGAUGAGGCUUCCAAUGUCAUAGUAUUCCCCCCGCGAGCAGGGUGGAGUGAGUUCGGGCCGAAUCAGCUAGGCAACUAUCUAUCUAGCUCCGGCUUCAAGGCCAUGUUCGAAGAGAGAGAGCGCCCGUCGCAGCAUGCCACUGGCCGCUUUGAAAAGAUAGGGACCGGUGGAAAUGUGCUACGCGGGACGCUGUUUUGGCAGCCUCCGGCGUCAACGGCGGAAGCGGACUUGUAUAAGUCGCUUCGUAAUUGCGGGUGGAGACCGACAUAUGUGAGGACGACGAUUUCGGGGCAGACCUGGUUCUUUGGUGGGCAGCCUGUCCAUGCGCAGUUCUUCAGUGACAUGUACAAGCCCCAAGUCACUCCCUUCGAUAUCUCGCGCGCCACCCGUGGCUCGGAAAAAGAAUCCCUCAUCAUCAGCAAGGACCUCGUCGAAGUCGAGGAGCUCGAUUUCCUCGGUCACAUGUACAAGGAGCAGGACGGGAAGAUCUUUCUCGACCCCACACUGACACCCGAGGACAUCGACCACAUCGUAGCGCGCUCCUUCCUAGCUCGGGAAGGCCGAUACCGGAAGAAGUUCCGCAACUCGAGCCUGCGGUUUUCGCCACCGAAGAUGGACAUCAUGGAGGUUGCGAGCGAAGCCGGUGACAGUGUGAGCGAGGCUUCUUCGGGGAGUAAGGAGAGGAGGUUGAGUUUGUGGCCGUUUUGGGGGACUUGGUCGAGUUCGUAGGAUUGGCGGAGAAAACUUGCCAAUGUAAGCCUGUUUAGCGGGAAAGAAAGCUCUGGUAUGUGCCUGGGGAUAUGAGCUUUGGUAAGUCUUCUCUGUUGCGCUUGCUAUACGUUGCUUA
Molecule: messenger RNA, 4072 nt
Organism: Trematosphaeria pertusa
Lineage: Eukaryota; Fungi; Ascomycota; Dothideomycetes; Pleosporales; Trematosphaeriaceae
Exons: 5
Coding region: 340-3954 (1204 amino acids)
Source: RefSeq, a predicted model, not a curated record